Molecule: messenger RNA, 1710 nt
Organism: Brassica rapa (field mustard)
Lineage: Eukaryota; Viridiplantae; Streptophyta; Magnoliopsida; Brassicales; Brassicaceae
Product: caffeoylshikimate esterase
Source: RefSeq, a predicted model, not a curated record
UCAUCCAUGCAUUAUUAGAUUACAUUCUCUCGAACAAAAUAUUCAUUUCUUUUUUUUUCCCGUUAACAAAUAUUGCUACAGAGCACUGACUUAACUUGGUGGUGGGUUUGGACAUUUAAUUACUUAGUUUUUCCAUCCAUGCAUGGCACUCUAUUUUGUGUGCUACGUGUUGAGUUAUGCAUUUUUAAAAUAUAUUUGAAGAAAACAAGGGGGAUGAGCAUUUUAAUCAUAGUAAGAUUUUGAGAUAUUUAGCUAAUCUAAGCUUAUCAUGCUAUGACAUUUUAGUUUUUAUCUUCUGUGUGGUCCCAUAGAACCAUUGAAAGGAUAUGAUGGUGUGAUAAAUGUUAUUUCUUAAAUGAUAAGUAAAGUUAUGGACAUUGUUAGGAUUUAGGAACGGUGGGUCAACAAGUCUUGUGUGGUUUGGUUUUAGUUGGCGAACGACCGCUAGACCAUGCAUGUUAUUUAAUUGCAUUUAAUUUUGUUACCUUACCUCUGACAGAGAGCAACCGAUCUUCUAAUUAAUAAAUUAAUGAAUUACCAUUCUCAAUAAUCGCAUUUUAUUUUCAAGUCUUCGACAUAUUUGUAUAUGUUACAUUAACUGUAAACAUCUUCGCUAUUAGAAUGCGGAAUCAGACUGGCUUCAGCCGGAUACGCGGUUUUUGGAAUGGACUAUGAAGGUCAUGGUCGGUCCAUGGGAUCUCGUUGCUAUAUCAAGAAGUUUAGUAACAUUGUAAAUGAUUGCUACAACUAUUACACCUCUAUUUGUGCGCAAGAGGAGUACAUGGAGAAGGGCAGAUUCUUGUAUGGAGAAUCCAUGGGAGGUGCAGUCACUUUAUUGCUUCACAAGAAAGAUCCUUCCUUUUGGAAUGGUGCCAUUCUUGUUGCUCCAAUGUGUAAGAUAUCUGAGAAGGUGAAGCCACAUCCGGUGGUGAUCAAUCUGUUAACUAGAGUCGAAGAGAUGAUACCUAAAUGGAAAAUAGUUCCAACAAAAGACGUCAUUAACGCUGCUUUCAAGGACCUUGCCAAGCGAGAAGAGGUGAGGAACAACAAGCUGAUUUAUCAAGACAAGCCUAGACUCAAGACCGCACUUGAAAUGCUUAGGACAAGCAUGAACCUCGAAGACAGUCUCCACGAGAUAACAAUGCCCUUCUUUGUAUUACACGGAGAAGCAGACAUAGUGACGGAUCCAGAGAUAAGCAAAGCUUUGUACGAGAAAGCUAGCUCAAGGGACAAGACUCUCAAGUUGUAUCCUGGGAUGUGGCACGCUCUGACGUCUGGUGAGCCUGACUAUAACGUGGAUCUUGUUUUUGCUGACAUCAUCAGUUGGCUUGACCAUCGAACAGCUGACCCAGCCUCUCUAACUGUCACUCCUAUACGAGCUAAUACCACUGCUAGUGUCGAGAGGGUUUUUGUUGACGGCGUUAGUAGCGGUCAAAGGAGACCUAGACGCGCCUACUUCAGUCUCCUUUGUGGUUUGAACGGUGGCCGUUUGGUGCCUCGAUCUGCUAUGUAAAACGUAAUAGUUUUUUUUUCUCAAACAUUGUUUCUCAGUGAAAUUACCUGGAAAAGUGUGAGUUACUCUAUGAUUGUUUCGUAUGUGGAUUAUUAAAGGUUGGUCUCAUUUAUGGUUAGAAAAAUCUAAAUAUGGCCAAGGGACGUAUGAUCUAUAUUCUCUUUUAAGCUAAGUGUGAUUGAGAUGUUAUUGUAGCU